Molecule: messenger RNA, 2946 nt
Organism: Gracilinanus agilis (Agile Gracile Mouse Opossum)
Lineage: Eukaryota; Metazoa; Chordata; Mammalia; Didelphimorphia; Didelphidae
Gene: TP53I11
Product: tumor protein p53 inducible protein 11
Exons: 7
Coding region: 158-808 (216 amino acids)
Source: RefSeq, a predicted model, not a curated record
GCUGCGCUCAGAGGACUCAGGUUCUCUUGCCCCAGCUUCUCGGGUCCCGGCCCCAGCCCCGGAGCCAGCCCCGCCAUGUGAGGUGGCCCCACGCCCGUGCCAGAGCCCGUGCCUGUCCCCUCCUCGUGCGGCCGCUGGGCCGCCCACCGGACGCCCCAUGCAGCCUCUGCUCGGCCCCGACGACGACCAUGCCCUAGCGGGCUCCCCUGAGGCCAGUCCACAGGUGCCGGUGACCAAAAUGGCGGCCAAACAGCCUCCACCUCUCAUGAAGAAGCACAGCCAGACGGACCUGGUGAGCCGCCUGAAGACCCGAAAGAUCCUGGGAGUGGGAGGAGAGGAUGACGAUGGAGAGGUGCACCGCUCCAAGAUCAGCCAGGUGCUGGGAAAUGAAAUCAAGUUUGCUGUCCGGGAGCCUUUGGGGCUCAGGGUCUGGCAGUUUGUCUCGGCUGUUCUCUUCUCUGGAGUCGCCAUCAUGGCCCUUGCCUUUCCUGACCAGCUAUUUGACGCUGUCUUUGAUGGAGCCGAGGUGAACAGCAAAACUCCAAUCCGACUCUACGGAGGGGCACUCCUUAGCAUCUCUCUCAUCAUGUGGAAUGCCCUCUACACAGCUGAGAAGGUUAUUAUCCGCUGGACCCUCCUCACCGAGGCCUGCUAUUUUGGGGUGCAGUUCUUAGUCACCACUGCUACCCUGGCAGAAAACGGGCAGAUGUCGUCAGGGGCGCUGUUCCUCCUCGCCAGCCGGCUCCUCUUCAUCCUCGUCAGCAUUUACUACUAUUACCAAGUGGGCCGGAGAACCAAGAAGGCCUAGUAGCCCCCUCUCGCCCUGGGCAGAGGAUGUCAGGGCUGGGGUUGCCUGCCCGCCCUUCCCUGGGCCAGGGUGACGUUUGGGGGUUUUAUUUUUUUGGUUUGUCCUUUUAGUGUACCAGAGGGGUGACCCCUCUCCCUGUCCCCAGUCCUUGACUGCUAGUCCUGGCCCAGGCAAGGACUUUGUUACCCUGCCUUGGUUCAGCGAUUCUAGACAGAAGAGUUUUCAUGUCCUAAGCAGCCCCCGGCCCUAGAAUUGGAGCUGAUCUUGGCCCUACCACUUGGGGCUGACAUGGAGCCACUGGCUUCACUCCUGAUAACCCUCCUUAGGCCAUGGCCAAGAAUCUGAGACUUCCCAAGGUAGACGUAGCAGCUGGUCUAGACUUAGAGGUCCGGGGAAGCAGCAGUGAUCGUAUGGGAAGAACCCUAGAUUUGGGGUCAGGAAGCUCUUGAGGUCAAAGCCUGGCCCUCCUCCUUACUACUGGUAUGGCCUUGGGCCAGUCCCUUAACCCCAAGACUCAGUUUUCUCAUCUAAAAAAUGAGGAGAUUGUACUAGAUGAUCUCCAAGAUCUUUUUCCAGCUCGAAAUCCUAGAUGAGAAGACUGAAGGUCCUUGAGGAUAAACAAAAGCAUCUCUUCUCUAUACUGGGACAGACUGGAUGUGGCCUCCAUAGGGGCAGAAGGAAAGACCCAUAUUUACCCCUUUGGAGUCUCCAGCCUUUGGGCUUCUCCUGGUCACUGCUGCUGAAUCUCUCAACCUCUGAGUUGGAAGGGGCCUCAGAGAACAUUCAUUCCAAGCAACAUAAGGGCUUGAGACUCGAGAAUGGAGGAGGGAACAGUCCCAUAAAUGGGGUUACCAGAGACCAGGCUCAUACGAGGGAUCCCACAUCCUUCGGUAGGAAGGAUCUUCAGGGAUUCAAAGUCUGCCCCAAGAACGUCUUCAAUCAGGCUGGCCAACAAAGGGGCCCUGCAAAACUCCCUAGAAGCGUCCGCCUGAGCUAAGAGCUGAGGUUAUCUCCUUGUCUUUUCAUGGCUGACUGUUUUAGGAUCCCCGAUACGGUCUGCCCUGGGCAUUUCCAGACAGCCCCUUGUUAGAAGUCUUGCUUAGAGACUCCUUUCGCUCUUAAACUAUCCCAGUUCCCAUCCUUCCUCCACGGCUGAAAAAACAAACAAACAAACAAAACUAGGUUCCAAGCUCAUCCCAAGAUGGUCUCUUGGGAGCAACAGUUUUGCUCUCGCCAGCCUGUGGAUGUGGGUUGGAGGAUGGGUCAAUGGGACAGACCGUUCAAUGGACUGUGAACACAGCCAGAUGGGUCCAUAACAGACAGGAGAGGAUAAUUCUAUGGCUAGGAAAUGUCCCUUUUGGAGGGUAGCUUCAGGGAUGGGUGAGAGAUGGGAAAAAAAAGAUGCUACUCCAUUCCCUCCCCCCACCUCCAGGUGAGAGGUUCUAGGGUCUUCUCUAGAUUCCCUAAAGCUGCCCAAGGGUGAAUUAGACCUUGUUUGGGAGGGAGGAACAUAUACUCUUUGAGAUUCAACUUUACCAAUGGUCCCUCCAGGCAGGAAACUGCCGUGUGAGCAUUGGCCCAAGGGCUCUCCCCAGUCCCCAAUCCCUGCCAGUCCUUUCCCCCUCUCUCACCCCAACCUUCCUCACUUUGCCUCACCCCAGUUCCAUUCUCUGGAUAGAGGCACUGGUGGAUUUCGUGCCCAACUCUACCUGUCACUGACAGGUUCCCCUAGUCAGGAACCAUUUUGUAAAUAGUAGGAUUAGGAUAUGCCCCCCCUAGAAAAAGAAAGAAAAAGAAGAACCCCAUCAUUUCUGCAAAUCGCAACCCUGCUCUGUGUCUGCCUCCUGUGAGAGCCCCCUCCCCUGCUGGCUCGGCUCGGACCCAGUAGGCAGGAAAGAGUAGCUGCCUGCCUUCCCUCUUUCCUACUUUUCUAGGCUCUUCUCUCAUUUUGGUUUUUUCAUGCUUCAAAUGGUGCCUUUAGAGCAGGAAAUUCAGAAGCUCAUGUUCUAUUCCAGAAGGACUCAAAUGUCGUCGUUGUGUGUAUCUUUGUCUUUUUUUUCCCCUCUUGGGUGUUGCAGAAUUUGUCCUCUGAACCUGAUACCUCAGUAGCAAAAAUAAACAAAAUCCAUUUGGUCAAA